CCAACUCAUGACGACCGCAUGCACAACCGAAUGAAAUGCUGCCCUGUUCUGCACCAUCCCCAAUGAUGGGUUAAGGAUCAGUCAGUUAUGAUCCAUAGGAUUUUCACUGGCUAAUUUUUAGAAGUAGAUCACCAGGUCUGUCUUUCUAGUCCGUCUCAGUCUGGAGGCUCUGCUGAAACCUGUUCAACAUAAUAGCAACAUGCAAGCCUCCAUUGACGGGUGGUGGCUGCGCAUGAGGUGUAUUGGCCAAGAAUCAAUUGGAGGCCUUCUUAAAAAUCCGACAUUUGAUUUCGCUCAACACAUUUUGGCCUCUUGGUCUAGGGGCGACCCUACUAUGAAGUAACUACUCCGUAUCAUUCCAGUCCGUUUGCUGUUGCCAGAAACACAAAAGUGAAAACUAUAUAGUCCCCUAAGAUUCGGCCAUAUUCCUUCUAACCAGAAGAUACCCAAUGCUGCUGUUCAAGCUCUUUAAAGCUUACAAAGGCUACAUGCUAACUCUAGUUAAGAAUUGAUCGUGCUGCCAGUGACCAUACCCUUAAAUCAGGUGAUGGUUCCUUACCCUUAAUGUAAGAUCUUUGGUCCUACUACUAAUGGAAAAUAAAACAUUUAGGAAAACUCAGUUUGCAGGUGAGGUUGAACCUACUACCUUGUACAUAUGGCCCAGUUAAAUCUUUAGAGGACAGACUUAACUAUGCCCAGUGCCUAAAGAAUGAUGAUUAAAACUCAGGGUCAGCGAGAAACACACGCUGCUCUCCAAUCCCAUAAGGAACCUCGGCUUUCAGCAACGUGUUGACUUUUAGGCAGUGUAACCCAUAAUAAUCCCUGGCGGAAGCAAUCGGUGUGCAAGAAAGGAGGUUAGGGCCCACUUUCUGGUUACAAAAACCACCCAUCAAAGCUUGAAAUUCCACCACAAAUGACACGAUUAGUUUAGAGGAAAAAAAGGAUGGAACGGCACAUGCUGAAGACUGACUUUACAACGCGGGAGCUUCCUAGGGAACAUCCCUCCACGCUCAGGGCAGGAGGACCUCCACUCGGCUCUGCAAUUUCAGUCCCGCCUUUAAAGAGCUUCACGCCAACAGCGAGAAAGGUUCCUGUUUCGGCAGGCCGGCCCACUGCCGUGUCUGAAAGGCGGGACUUCCCUUACUCUUGCGUCAUUCCUAGUGCGACGGAAAACGUCAUUGGCUUAAAGGGGAAGGUCGAUUGUUGUCACGGGCGGACGGGCGCGCACGCACUUUACGCCUCGGUGUCGCCGGCGCAUGCACAGGCGCUUUGGUCGAAACGCGUACGCAGCUCCUCUGUGAGGCUAGAGUCCUGGUCUCCGCCCUGGCUCCGAUAUGCUGUGCCGGCUCGACGGUCGGUGGCUGCGGCGGCUGCCUGUCCUGCAGCUCGGGGCCCGGGGCCUGCCGCCUGCACCAGCCCCAACGGCGGCACUGAGCGCCCUGCUCUCCCAGCGUGGGCGGUGGCAUCAGUCUCUCCGGUUGCACCGGGUGGCACCAGCGGCUGGUACGAGGCCCUGGCUGCGUCCGCGCCGGUGCGAGGCGCGGAGGAAGUGUUACUCAGCGCCCACGCCGCCACGGGUCUUCCUUGGUGGGGCAGCAUUCUCCUCACCACCGUGGCCAUGCGUGGCGCCGUCACGCUGCCGCUGGCCGUCUACCAGCACCACAUCCUAGCCAAGGUGGAAAAUUUGCAGCCAGAAAUAAAAAAUAUUGCCAGACAUCUUAAGCAAGAAGUUGCAGUUCGUGCAAAUCAGUUGGGAUGGUCCAAAAGAGUUGCCAGGAUCACGUAUCUCAGGAAUAUGCGGAGGCUUGUUUCAGAGCUGUAUGUCCGGGAUAACUGCCACCCUUUCAAAGCCACCGUGUUGGUCUGGAUUCAGCUUCCAAUGUGGAUCUUCAUAUCUGUUGCCCUCCGGAAUUUUAGCAUGGGGGCAACGCAUUCAGAAGGUUUUUCUGUUCAGGAGCAGUUAGCUACUGGUGGAGUUCUGUGGUUUCCUGACCUCACUGCAUUGGAUUCCACUUGGAUUCUGCCUGUAUCUGUUGGUGUCAUCAAUUUAUUAAUAGUGGAGAUUUUUGCUUUGCAAAAAAUUGGAAUGUCUCGUUUUCAGAAGUAUGUUACGUACUUUGUCCGUGGAGUAUCAAUGUUGAUGAUUCCAAUUGCUGCAACAGUACCUUCAUCAGUUGUUCUCUACUGGUUAUGUUCCAGCUUCAUGGGCCUCUCACAGAACUUGCUGCUGCGUUCUCCUGGAUUUCGCCGACUUUGCCGAAUACCAUUGACCAAGUCAGAUUCAGACACUCCUUAUAGGGACCUCUUUGCUGCCUUUUGUGCCAAGUUCUUUUCAAGAAAAUGACAUACUUUUCAAUAGUUUUGAAACAAAAAUGUCAUCACUUUAAUGUAGUUGGAAAAUUUAGAAAUUGAGAUGUUAUUUAAUUUGCCUUUGUUUAAAAUCAUGAAUUUUGUGAAGUACUGUGGGUUAAGACGUAAUCCAGAUGUAUUUGACAAUUGUUAAAAUAUUUAUGUGCUAGAAAUAGCGUAUAUUUAAUUGUAUACUAACAGUAUAAAAAUGGAACCAGAGUUUCUAACCGUAUGUACAAAAUUGCAACUUAUUUGGGGUGUUAGAACUUUGGAAAACAGGAUUCGAUACUGAAUGAUGUCAGAUUAUACUAAACGGUCCAACACAUUAAAGGUUUUUAAAAUAAGAGGAUCCAAUGUGAUGGUUCUUAACAUUUUGGAGGUCGGAAGAAUCUGAUAAAGGCUGUGAUUUUCUCUUCACAAAAAUCCUCAGACUCAUAAUUUGGGGGCCGCCUUUGAUCCCCUGAAGGCUUUUUGGGGACUCCUGGUUAAGAAAUCUUGUUCUAAUGGAACAUACGUUGAUGAUGAGUUAAUGUGUGCUUUAAAAAAAAGUGGGUUUGAAAUACAUGCAGUAGAGUAGCUCAUGCAUAUAAAAAAAUACCUGAUAUGGUAGGUAAUUUUUCUUCUCAACCCUGCUCUGAAAGAACACAAAGAGUGUAGAUUUCUUUUUCUAUAAUUGAAGACAUCUGGAAUACAGAGGAUAACUGUACUACAGGAACCCAAAGUGGAAAAUCCUAAGCAAUAGACUUCUUUAGUCAAAGGAAGAAAGCCAGAAGGGCUGCUACCUAUUAUGGAGGUAAUUUUAAACUUUUCUUUAUUUAGGAGGAUUGUGAGUUCAAGCUAUGAUAGUGGUUUUAUAUAGGAAAAGUUGAUAGGGAAUAUAAAUCAUUGAUCCAGUUCUUUUCUUGUUUAAUUUGGAAAGAUGAUAAAAUUAAUUCUGGUUGAGACAUGAAUAAAGUUGGCAGACAUUUGAGAAUAUUAUAAAUUUUUAUUGAGCUCGAAUGUAGACCUGAUUCUGAGAUCCCCUAUCAUCCCAUCUCAUGUUUUACAGUAAAGUAAAAACUAAAGUAAAAUUAAUUACAUAGUCAUUUAUUUGGGUGAUGUCUAUUAAAUCUUAGCUGGCUUAUUUAAUGAAGUCAUGAAAUUUUUUAAUUUAAAAAAAUUACAAUAUGUAGAGGUAAGAAUUUUGGUUGCCAUGUUACUGCAUCUCACUGAGAAUUUAGGGGUAAGAUGGUGGCAGUUGGACCUACAUUCUCUUUUCAUGACUUCCCCAUCUUAGCUUAUGACUGCCAUACUGAGGCAACCGUGCUUCCAGAUCUAGCAAAGGAAUUGAAACGUGUGUGUUUCAGUGUAUGUACAAAUCAAGGGAACAGAGACUGAAAUGUAGAUGAUGGUUGUAUUAUAGCAAAGAAGGGAAAAGAAAUUUGAGACCGUUUUUAGCAGGCAUGACUGCCUCUGGAACAACUUGGUCCUUGCUAUGUAUCCAGAUAUUUUUUUCAUAAGACAGUGAGGGAAACCACCCUAAUCAGAAGGAAUUUGUCACUUUUUCUGACAGAUAAAAAAAGGAGUAGUGUGAUUUCUUUUUCAAUUAACUGCAUCUCUUUUCAUGUGCAUGCUUUACCUUACUUACUGAGAUUACCCUUGCUUUUCAAAAUGUAUAUUUGGAUCUCUUUUCAAAUGUAAAUUUUACCUGUUUUUAUGUUGCUCUCCCAUUUUCAAAACUCUUGAAUUGCUUUUCUCAAAUGGUUAAGUUUAUUUGAGAGUAUAAGGCUUUCCCUCCCUCCCAGAUCCCCAAAUUUCUAGGGUGGCUCGGAUUGGGGGAUAUACUCAUGUAUAAAGUACACUGGUAUGUUAAGAACUGAGGUGAAAUAGUCACCUGACUUUAGGAUGGUGCAUACUCCACUCAUUUCAUUCAACAGACAGAUUUUUUUUUAGUAAACAGCAAGUCAUAUUAGACAAUUCCAAGUCUGUGAUCUUUGGUCUUAUUUCCCGAGCAGUUUGUCAUGGUAUGGAAUAAUGCCAGAGCCUGAGGUCAGGGGAGGCAGACUACUGAACGGGGAUGGAGGACAUACAUGUUAUUAAGACCCCUUGAAUCUUACUGUCCAUCCCUUAGUCUCCUCUCAGCUGCUGAGAGGCUUCACGACAGAGCUCUAUCCUGGGCCCUGCCUGCAGAGGUCAGGAAAACUUUUGUCUUUUCAGGUGGGGUCCAUAGACUGUCUGUGUCACCCUUCCACAUCCCUUAAAAGGGCUAUUCAUUUUCCUGUGUGCUAUUUUUGUGUCUCAGUUAGAUUGACUUCUUGUGAGUACUUAUCCGAGGGUCGGGAAGGAGACUCACCACCCAGAUCAAUUCAUAUUAUGCCGCUAUGAUAACACUAGCUAUAAAGCAUAUUAGCAGAUGGAACUGGCAGACCAGAAAUGACCCCAGAUUAGUUUUCCAUGGGACCAUCAUGAGGGAAAACCUGAACAAAUCCUAUCCCGGUCAGAUAACAUAGGUGGGAAGAUGAGGCUUACAAAAAAAGUCAAAAUCCUUCAUUGCCUUCCUCACAGAUAACCCAGGGGAGCUUGCAAAACUGCAUUAAGGACCUGAGGAGAAAACAGAACUUGGGGAGAAGACUUUCCAGGUACCUUUAAAAGGGCUCAAGAGCUAAAGAUAAACCCUCACCCCUCGUAGAAGUGUAGCCUGCCCCUCCUAGACCACAUUGGGGGAUGUUGUCAUUUUUGUGGAAAAAUGAGCACCCAAAUAAAUGUCAGUAACCUUUGUGCUGGUACCUGUGCUUAAGUCACCCUUCAUAUUUUCCUGCUCUGAGUAUUCCAGGAAGCUCUGUGCUAGACUCCAAUGGGACAAGAAUUUCAUUAAAAAGAGGCCCCUAGGGAAAAAGCCCAAUUUCUGUUUUUUCCAUUUAGGGAAGAUUUGACAGGAGUGCUUCUCUCUCUGUCUUUGUAUCCCUGAUAAAACAAUUACAUUUGUUUUGCCUUAGUUGGGAAGACAGCUUUGUAUUUAAUUUAGCUUUGAUUUUUGUUUUCUGUGCAAAUUAUAGUUCUGCAGGGCAACUUAAAGAUGAACUAUGGAAUAUAACUACAUGUAUUUGAUUGCAGCUACAUAUCUGCAUAUUCCAACUCUUACACAGUUAAUAAUUUGAGGAAUUUUUUUCUGAUUAUAACCUUAGUUUUCCUGGAUCUUCUGUGAGUGAUGGAUGUUUCUGAACAUACGAGUAUUAAAAAUAUACUAUAAAAUCUCUAUUUGUGGGAAAGAAUGCCUAGCUUAUUGCAUGCUGUUUAAAGUCAGCCACAGGUAAAAUCUCCUCUUGUGAACUUUUUUAGAGAUGCUUAGAUUGUACUUAUAAAACUUACUAAUUUUCAUAUAUAAAUGUUCUAUUUUGGGGUCCAAAACAAAAAACCUGAAGUUUCCAUUAAAAUUAAAAUCACAAACAAGUUCAGAUACUGAAAUGAAAUAUCUUCUCUCUCAUUUUUAACUCUCACCUCUUCCCAUCAGAGUUAAAGACUUUUAGAUGAAUGAUUGUGACUUACUCUUAUGUAUCUAUGUGAUAAUGUGUUAUUUUACUUUAAAGUAUAAGUCAUGUGGUAUUAUAUGCAUAAAUUAAAUCAAGGGUCCUCAAAUUACGACCCUAUGGCCAAAUCGCCCCACUACCUUUUUUUGGUGCAGCUUACAAGUUAAGAAUGGUAUUUGCAUUUUUAAGUGAUUGAAAAAAGUUGAAAGAAGAAUAAUAUUUUAUGAUACAUAAAAAUUACAUGAAAUUCAAAUUUCAGGGUCCAUAAAUAAAGUUCAGUUGGACACAGCCCCACUAAUUUGUUUGUAUAUUGUCUGUGACUGCUUUUGUGCUUUAACUGCAGAGCUGAGUAGUGAUAGAGAACUGAUGUCAGAGCGCUUCACACUGUGCUUGGCACACUACAACUCAUGAUGACGCAGUUAUAACUUCACAGCAUUUCGAGUGCUAUGCGUACUGGCCUACUUUGACAUUUAUUUUUUAUUACCAGUGAGUACCCAGUCAAAAUAAGAAAAGUAAACUUCAAACGUCAUGCUUUUAAGGCACAGUUGUUGUUGGCUGCCGUCUGAUUGAUUCUGAUUUAUGGUGACUCUGUGUGACCCUGUGUGUGCAGAGUAGAACUGCUCCAUAGGGUUUCCAAGGCUGACCUUUU
Trichechus manatus latirostris (Florida manatee) is the source of this 6504-nucleotide messenger RNA. RefSeq names its product mitochondrial inner membrane protein COX18. Lineage: Eukaryota; Metazoa; Chordata; Mammalia; Sirenia; Trichechidae. Gene Ontology annotation, cellular component: mitochondrial inner membrane. Gene Ontology annotation, molecular function: membrane insertase activity. Gene Ontology annotation, biological process: protein insertion into mitochondrial inner membrane from matrix; mitochondrial respiratory chain complex IV assembly. The record is from RefSeq and is a predicted model, not a curated record.